Molecule: messenger RNA, 3987 nt
Organism: Brettanomyces nanus
Lineage: Eukaryota; Fungi; Ascomycota; Pichiomycetes; Pichiales; Pichiaceae
Exons: 1
Coding region: 1-3987 (1328 amino acids)
Biological process (GO): protein export from nucleus; RNA export from nucleus
Cellular component (GO): RNA nuclear export complex; nucleus; cytoplasm
Molecular function (GO): nuclear export signal receptor activity; RNA binding
Source: RefSeq, a predicted model, not a curated record
AUGAACUCCGAUGGCGUCAAUCAGAUCGUUGGCUCCUUGGAAGUUAUUUACAAUCCUCGAUCUUCCAACGAGGAUCGCCACAGCGCUGAACAAUUUCUAGAAAAAAUCAAACAGAUCCCUGAAUCUCCCUUCUGGGGUUAUCAAUUGGCUCUUCCUGAUAACAAGUAUGACUACGUUGUCAGACAUUACGGUUUGAACUUGUUGCUCAAUGCUAUAACCAAAGACUACUUUUCUUGGGAUAUCGACAAGAAAUUGGCCGUCAGAAAUUGGGUUGUUGAAUUGGCCAGUAAGGCCUCCGGUAUCGAUCCUCAUUACAUCAAGGAGAAGCUCGCAUUUCUUUGGGUCGAGAUAGCUAAGCGUUGCUGGGGUCAAUGCCUUGUUAAGAUGGAUAUAACCACCACUCUUGUUGAUGAUAAAAAACGUGUUGAUACUGGUACCACUGAUUCUACUGUUACUGCUACUGCGGUUACUGAUGUUGCUACUUCUACUUCUACUGUCACUACUACUACUACUACUGCCGCAGCUGAUGGUGACGUUAAGCAAGCCUCUGCAUAUACAGACCAGGAAAAACUUGAGUCAUGGGCUUCUAUGGACUCCAAUCUACUCGAACUUUGGAACCACGGUGAUAUCACUAAAGAAUUAACGUUAAUUGUGUUUCGAACGCUUUUUGAAGAUGUCUAUUUACUUGACGAUCCCAUCGUUUCUCAGAGAAGUAAUGUUCUCUCCUCGCUUUGUCCAGAAGUGGUAACUUCCGAGCCAAAUCUUCUAUUGAAGUAUGAACCCAACGAGCCUCUAAGAAUGUUCGCUGCUUCCCAAGAGGGUUGGCUUAUUCGCUGGUGCCAAUUAUUGGAUCAAUGCAUCGAAUAUCUUCUCAAUAACAGCAACGUUUAUGCGGAUAGUGAUAACAACAGCAAUAAUAACAACAACAAUAGUAACGACAGCAAUAGUAAUAACAGCAAUGAUAACACUGCUAACGUUGACAAUGAUGCUAAUGAUAGGAAGGCGGCCAGAGGCAAGUACAAGCACUUUUUAGACUUCACUACUAAGAUACUUGAAGUUUUUAAAACCAGUUUGUAUUGGGUUUUACCGAUUGCCUUUCGCCAAGUCAACAUUCUUCAAAAGUUGAGUCAAUUAUUGAAAGUUCACGAUAUCAAAGUGAAAACUUUGACUGUUGAUUGUUUCCAAGUACUUUUCACCAGAUCCUACUCCGAUGAUACCGACUUUGACGAUAUUGUUGGUUCCAUCUUUGAGACUGAUGGCCUUGCUAUGUUGUUCAAGUUAUAUAAGAGUAUUCAAUUGAAUCCUGAUGAUGUUGACGAAGCCCAAUAUACCCUAUUGAAGAAACUUGUGGAGCUGAUUGUUGGUUUGAGUGAGUAUUUGCAAACGGAUGGAACUUCCUCGAAGUUCUCUCUUCCGAAAACUGCAGAUACUACCAACUAUUACAAGUUGAUACUCGAAACUACCAAGCAUGAUUCUUUAGUUGUUUCGGGACUCUCUCUGCAAUUUUGGUGCUCUAUGCUUCGUAUUGAUGAAUUGUCCGGCAAGUCAGACUUUGAAGGAGUUAUGCCUGAUUUACUAGAGACAGCUGCCAAUAGACUCGUCAGUUAUGCUGACUAUGAUCCCGAGUGUAUUGCUAACAAGUACUUAGAAAUUGAUUUCGAAAAUCAGCCUGAGCAUAAUACCUUCUUGAGCAAUUAUCGCAAGCUGAAUGAUGAUGUGGUGCGAAUCAUUGUCUGUAAGAGGCCGAAGGAUGGUCUACAGUGGUUGGCUAACAGAUUGAAUGAAUUCUACACAUCACCGAUCGGCUCCGAGGCCCUCAGCAACUCUAAACUGGUUUACAAGGGUAAGAAUUCCGAGUCCUUCAUUUUUGGCUAUGCUCAAUUUGUUGUUAUUGAGGCUUGUGUAAGAGGUAUAUCACGGUGGCUCAUAUGGUAUACUGGAUCGGACUUUGAUACCGAGAAGCAGUUUUUACUUCACGAGGUCGAUGAUCUUUGUAAGACCCUGCUCACGAUCAAUAUCAAGGACCCAGUGCUUCUUAGAAAACAGAUUCAGACCCUUGUUCAAUUUACUCCGCUUUUGAAAGAUGUGUCCGGUACCAUGUUUAAGGUUUUAGAGAAGGUGAUGGAUUCUUGUACCUAUGGAUAUCCUCCCGACGCAAGUGAUGACGAUAGAGAGUUGAUUCGUGACCUUAGAACUUCCGGUGGUACAGAGCUUAACCGAUUAGCGUAUUUGAUGCCCGAAUCGUUGAAAAAUAUUCUUUCUCAAUUGGAAGAAGCCAUAGCGAGUAUAUUACAGUCGAACAAGCUUAGUGCUCAUGAAGCGGUAGCUUUUAAGUCGUUCUUGCUUGUUGUUUCGCAGCGUUCAUCUAUUGAAAAUAAGGAGGAAAGAUUUAGCCGUAUUGUGGAUCCUGAAUUGAUGGCAUGGUCAGAUCCCGCAACUGAGAAGGGUUUGUUAGAAUUGCAUUGGUUCAUGGAGCGAUUAGGUAUUGUGAAAAUUGCCGAGUACUUCCAAUCGCGUGGUAUUACCGCAGAUACAAACUUGUUACAGGCUCAGAUGGAUGAAGCUGGCCGACUAUUAAAGAAAGAGUUGAAGGACCAGUGGUCGUCUGUCUUUCCCAUCAGAGCAACUAGGAUAUUCAUUCAAUACUCCAUCGAGAAGCUUGAUCAUCGUUCCGAGACCUACCAAAGUCUUCUCAAGCUUUGGAAGCCUCGUAUUAAGCCUAUUUUACCGCAUAUUCUUCAACUCGUUUAUCAAAUUCAGGCGUACCAUAAUCCAGCCAAUUGGACGGGACUUCCGAGCGAAGUGCAAAGCUUUGUCAAGUACAGUUGUAUGGAGCGUUUCUGGCAGCAGGGGGUGAGUAUUCAAUCCAAGGAGUCUUUCAUGGAUGAAAGCGUCAAGGCAAUGCAUACUUUACGUGACUUUGCUGAUAGCGUGGGUCACAUCAUAAGAUACACUAGAGAGUAUGCCUACUUGACGAUCAGCUCGAUUUCCGAGUUGGAGGAAACUUUGUACGAGAUUCCAAAUUCUGCUUCUUUAUUAUGGAGAGCACUUACUGGAGAAUCCGUCGGUAUUACCCUUCAUUCUUGGAGACACAUGCUGAAUCUGGUGAUUAGAAAUGUGAUUAAGAACUGUCCCUUGGCAUAUAUUGACAGCUUCAUGGGUGAAUUAAUUCCGCAACUUCUUGGAACCAUUGACCAGUUACUACUGCAAAAAUGGGAGAUAGUAUACAGGAAAGGAAUGCAAUUAGAAGGUAAUGAGUCUGAUGAGCAGUUAAGUGAAGAGAUGAUGGAAGAGCAUAUGCUUAGGCAGAUGACUGCCGUGGUGGACAGAAUGCUGAUUGAUUUGGUAGGACAGCAGUCGGCCUCUAAUUUGAACGAGAGGCAACUCAAGACGAGGAAACUUAUAUUCAGCAACUUGAAUUUGUUGGCACCUCUGUUGAACCUUCUCUGUCACAUUAUCAACAUCAAAGAUACGCGAUGCUCGUUUAAUGCCAUCCUUAUUGUCAAGCAUAUGAUUCAAGAUAUGAUUGCUCUCAAUGACACAGAGGUAGACAAGUUCCUUAGUGAAACCUUGAUUCGUUCUUUAUUGAGUGUGCUGACAGACAAGUUUUACUUGGAUGUUCACCCAGAGGCUGCCUAUACCUUAACGAUUCUUUACAUGGGAUUACGUUACAAGUCUUCCUAUCCAGCGGUAAUUAUUCAGCAGAGCUUGAAUUUAGAGGCCAAAGAAUUAUCGCAGUUCGAAGGUCUGCUUACCAAUUGUAAGAAACUUAGAGAAAGACGUAAUUGUUUCCUCCAAUUGAUUUCCAACUUACAGAAAAAGAACGGAACACCGGGGGCUGAUGACGAGGUGACGAAGAAAAAGGAAAGGAAGAAACAGUUAGAGGCCUCGCGUAGAAGCAAACGUAACAAUGGUGCAAGUGGUAGCUUUCUGGAUGAUCCAUUUGCCGAAAACAAUGCUUUAAGUAGUUUGUUUGGAGGUGAAUGA